Messenger RNA from Paramecium sonneborni, 522 nucleotides. The record is from the annotation of a GenBank genome assembly. Lineage: Eukaryota; Ciliophora; Oligohymenophorea; Peniculida; Parameciidae.
AUGCAAGUCAAACACUACAGGUUAAUAUCAGAACUUUACACGCCUCAAAAUAAGUCUUCAUCUUCUGAAAACAUUUUUAGAGUCAAUAAAACUAAUACUUCAUAACCAAAAUUAUCAACUUUAAUUCCUUCUAGAGCAACACUCACUACAGGUUAAUCAUUCACUACAAAUGAAUCAGCCAUUAAAAUUUCAGCUAUCAUACCAAGAAAUAAUGAUGAAAGACCUUAUAGCAGACUUACUACUGGAUUUCAAAAGUAUAGAUCUUACUUAGAUUGCAAAAGAUUAACAUCAUAAACCAAAUAUAUGUAAACUCUUGAUGAUUGGGAAAUGAACACCAUCGAAGAAAUAUAAAUGAGAAGAACUUCCAAUAAAUAAACUAUUAAUUGCAAAUAAUUAUGUAAUAACAACAUUGAAAAUAAAAUGCAUUUUACAUCAUAAAAAAAACUCAAAAAAAAUACUAUGUAAAAAGUGAUUAUUAUCAAUCAUUAAGGAAAACCUAAAAUCUAUUAUUAUAUGGAAUGA